AUGGAAGAUAAACCUUACGUGACGUUUCACAAGAGAAAAAAAACAAGAGCAAAUGCAAAAGUAAGCAGAGAAAAAAUUAAGAAGAACUUUUUGAGGAAUGAAAAAUUCAUUCGAGUUUCAACGAGAAGCAAAAGUUCGACGAAGAAAACGUUUUUACAUACUUUGUUCAAAAGUUUUAUCAAGCCGUACAAUGAGAAGAACACCGCAUUUUACUCCAUUCUGUGUAUAAUUAAUAAUAUCUACAAAUGCCACUACUUUUCGAAGCAUCGCUGCUUGAUUUGCAAGCCACUGCACGAAAGGAGUGCGUCCUUAUUACAGGGGGGUGGUGCCUACUAUGAUGACUGCGAUGGGGAGGACAGCGCGUCUGCCUGCGCCAGCAUGUCCUCCAUCUCUUCCACCACCGCAUCUACCACUGCAACGGUUACCUUUCCCUAUGAUAUAUACUACAACUUGCGCAAAAUCAACUUGAUUGAGUCUGGAAAAUUGAAGAGCACCUCCUGUGGUGACAAAUCGGAAGGGAGCCACCAAGCGUGUGAUGCAGAACCGAACAGAGGAGUGUUACUGUUGGACCCAGAGAAAAGGAAAAUAGCGGAGGAUGGAAAUGAGAGCGAAAGUGGGGCCACACACAGAGUGACCACGGGGGUGGUGAAUGCCCCUGUUGGGGAAAAAAAAUCAAGCGAGUGCCUCCACCAGGAUAAGAAUGCUAAUCAGCAAGUGGAUGCAGCAAAACCGAAUGUUAUAAAUAACAGGCCAAAAUCAAGCGCAACAGCGAUGAGGAAAAACGUUUCCGUUAGUAAUAAGGAAGUGUCCCCAAUCAAUGGACCGAUCAAAAAUUUUAUAAGUGCAAAGUUAAACCUUACCAAUGUGCAGCACUACUACUUCCUCUCACACGGCAAAGAACCAUUUGAAGAUCCAUACCAUUUCGAUGUGUUCGAAAAGAUAAAUAUAUUCGACAAAAUAUUACUGGAUUUAAACCAAAGUGAAAUACACCCCAAUGUGUUAAGGACGGGAAUUUUUUUUAACAAAUAUUUGAACACAACCCACAAUGACCGGAAUGUGGAUUUGCUGACAGCCCUCAAGUGUUUUAUUAAGGACUACUCCCUCCCUCCGUAUGAACCCAUUAACAGACACAUGAAAGUUGUUAUAGACAAAGAAAUAAAUUACAUAAUAAUGUGCAAAAAGCAUAGCAUCAGUAUGGGGGAAGUGAUCAGAUGGUUUAAAAAUAUGAUUACGGAACAUAUAGGAAAAAAUGUGCUAGAGCAGACGAAGGUAAUAAUUACGAACAACAUUAAUAAUUAUAUAAGAACAAAAAUUGUCAUGCCUUCAAUACACAUUUCUAAUUAUGUAGCGGAGCACGUCAUUACCCACAAUGAUAUUUUGCUAAUUUACACCUUCGAUUAUGACAUAUAUUUGUCCAUCGUUAAGGCAAAGAGAAGUGGCAAGAAUUUUCAAAUUAUUUUGGUUGACUCGGAACCUUAUAAAAAUUCAUAUGAUAUUAAAUUGUAUACGAAACUUGGGAUCCCAGUUACGUACACAUUAAUUGGCGCCUUAUUUUACAAUAUAAAAAAUUGCACCAAAGUUUUGCUAGGAAUUGAUGCCAUUAUACAUAAUAGUGUUUAUGCCUAUGUGGGGACAAGCAUUAUAUGCAUGAUGGCUCACCUUAGCAAUGUGCACGUCUACAUCGCUUGCGAAACGUACAAAAUCAGUAACAAAAUUAUUAUAGACAGUUUUAGUAUAAAUAAUAUUAACAAUAAUUUGGACAUUUAUAAUUAUAUAUACAUGCACCAUCAUCCACAUCAUAGACAUCACAGUCACUACGAUCAUUACCGACAUCAGAAGCAACAUGCGGCUUCACAGAAAAGUACCCCCCAAAUGAAUAAAUGUGUAGACCACGGGGUCAUGUUUAACCGGAAAUUAAACACAUUCAUAAAUUCCUACGCUGAUAUAAGCUCCAGUGCCGUCCUUUUUAAUAACAGCGAAAUUGGCUCAGGAGGGAAUGCUCCUUGCAAGCCCCUUAUCAAGUAUUUCUCUGUAGAAGCAGGGAAAAAAGGGCCAGGUGCUUCUUCCCCCCCUAGUGGGAGAUCAAACCAUGCACAGGAAAAGGUCUACCGAUUAGAAGUAGCGCCACCCCCCUCCAUUCGUGGUAAUCCAAGCGAGAUACUUCUAAAAGGAGAUCAUAAAAUAAAUUGUCAAUCAAGUGAAUCGAACGAUCACCCAAGGAGCAGCAACCCAGGAGUCUUAAAAACCAAUAAUGAUCCCUCCCCGGGUAGCUGCAAUACCUUCCUAAAAGAUGCAGACACUACGUGCAGCGGAAGGGAGGCCUCCACAUUAUUCUCCAAGAAAGAAUAUUCCAACCAGGAGGAACAGGCAAGUGCCAACAGGAAUAGCGAGCUUGGCAUAAGGGGUUCGGGGAAGGAAGUAAAAAUAGUUACCACUGCAAGUGUGCUUACAACCAGAAGCACCAGCAAAUUAGGAUCAACCAGGGGGAUACUGAAACAACCCGGAAGAACAUCCAACCAAAAUAUAACUGAAAAAAAUAAAUCCCCUUUAAAUUGUAAACAGAAUUGUGGAAACGUUCCCAAUCACAGUAAGAAUGUUGUUAAAAGGAAUAGAGUACUUUUUAACCUUAAAAGUGGCAAAGGGAGCUCUCCCCCCCGUUUUAACAGCUACGUUGGUGCCCCUUCGAAUAACUUAAGCACGCACAUUGAAGGCUGCGAAAGUGAUGAAGAAAAAUUUUGCUGCAAUAGCAUUUGUGAUUCUAUUUGCACCUCCAUUGGAAAUAUGAACAUAAAAAAUGUAUGCACAGACACACAUAACGAGACGAACCUGUUCAGUUCCGUCCAAUCGCACAUAAGCAAAAUUAAUUCCACCACGGACAAGUCUUUUUACGUUGCCAAUAUAUGUAAUGAUGUCACGCCGCUCAAGCACAUCACCUAUAUCGUCACGGAGAUGGGCUUAUACACCAGCGCAAACAGGAACGCAUUAAAGGUGUUCGUUCAGAAUAACUUCUAG
Molecule: messenger RNA, 3012 nt
Organism: Plasmodium coatneyi
Lineage: Eukaryota; Apicomplexa; Aconoidasida; Haemosporida; Plasmodiidae
Exons: 1
Coding region: 1-3012 (1003 amino acids)
Source: RefSeq, a predicted model, not a curated record